AUGAACUUUGUCGAAGUUAAAAUUGAUGAAGAAUCUGAAGUCAAGGAAGAUAAAAAAAAACUGGAGAACAAUUAUAAUGAAAAAAAACCUGAAGAUAAAAUGCCUUCAAAAUAUUUUGCAAUUAGCUCAGAAGAUGAUUGUGUAGUCAAAUUUAUAUUAAAGAAAGAUUUUGAAUUCAAAUUGCAAAUUUAUACUAUUGAAAAAUUGCAUAAUAAGAAAGGUGAUUUGGAGUUGAAGGAUAAUUUAAAAUCAGAGAACAAUAUAUAUCUAGAAGAUGACAAGAAAACAUUAUACAGGAAACUUUCCA
Molecule: messenger RNA, 307 nt
Organism: Cetraspora pellucida
Lineage: Eukaryota; Fungi; Glomeromycota; Glomeromycetes; Diversisporales; Gigasporaceae
Source: the annotation of a GenBank genome assembly